Molecule: messenger RNA, 3827 nt
Organism: Vespa mandarinia (Asian giant hornet)
Lineage: Eukaryota; Metazoa; Arthropoda; Insecta; Hymenoptera; Vespidae
Product: putative tubulin polyglutamylase TTLL2
Biological process (GO): protein polyglutamylation; microtubule cytoskeleton organization
Cellular component (GO): ciliary basal body
Molecular function (GO): tubulin-glutamic acid ligase activity; tubulin binding
Source: RefSeq, a predicted model, not a curated record
GCAUGAAAUACCAUUCACGAUCGUGAGCCGAUAAAACUGAACUUUCUUCCUUCGGUCGUUAAACUCGAGAGAGUAAUUUUCAACGAACUCCAAAAAGAAACUAACUACAUACUUUUAUCGAUUCGACGUUGUACAGGAUCGAACGUUCAACGUCGUUCGACAUGAAAGCAACUUCAAAGCGAAAGGGAAAGGUAAUAUUAAAGCAAGUCCCACUGACCGUCUUUAAUAACGAUGACGUCAAAAUUGCGUUUAAAUAAUUUCCAUACCUUUGACAAACUCAUACCUAAAAUAUUAACAUCAAUAACUCGAGGAACCUUCGAAGUAUAGAAACGUAGAAAAGUUCAAAGUCGAAAAGCUGUGAUCGGAUUGCGUGUACCUAAUGAGCUUUCUCGUAAAUUAAUACUUUUCGAAAUUCCUAACUAAGAAAGGCGAGCGAGUUUGCGCGAGCUUACGCCUUUCUUUUACGUAAAACGCGAUCUCUCUUACUUCCGGUGUCCUUCGCAAGCUCGCGCGGUAACAGGACGGAUUAACCUGCGCACCUGCGAAGAAACUCAGAGCUAUCGCGAAAGCUCGUAAACGCGCCAGUUAGAAUCUAGAUUUCGUCUAGAAUACAUCUCGACGAGCUUUUUCUAUUUUACACUUAAGUAACCGAUCCUUCGUGAUCUUGGACGGAAAAAGAAAAUAGAAAAAAUGAAGAGAUUGAUCAUUUUAAUGAUAAAAAGGACGAUCGUUUCGGCUACAGCGUGAUCGAUCGCAAGAUAAAUAAGUGAGUAGCGAAUCUCUUUACCUUCGCGGGCUUUUCAUUUUGAAUCAGACGCAGGCGCAGCGUAGAAGUGGUCAAAGUAUCUUUCGUUUGACUUUUUAAUAUAUGUAACACGGAUAUCUUUCUGUGAUUAUUAUUGCUUUUAAUAAAACGUCGAUCGUCGCUUAUCGUUCGUGAUAUUAAUUUAAAAAAAAAUCUCAGAUCAUUUUUAUUCUUUGCGUAUAGCGUGAAGCUAACGACCAUCUAUUUUUGGCACAUACUUUCUCAUUGAUUUUUCACGAUAAGAACUUACGUAUACGUCACAUCGAAAUGUUACAAGGUGUGAACUCUAAUUCCCUCUUAAAUACGCCAAUUAUUUCAGAGUUUCUUGCACGUCGUAACGUCCUCUUUUCAAUCCUAUAAGAUAUAUCAUGCUCCGGCAUGGCAGUAAAAUGCUUGGAAGGACCUUUCGUAUUCAGACUCAACGAGAACGGAGCAGGACCUCUUCUACUCGUACAGGUAUCGUAGAGAAAUCGUUGAAACGAUUCUAUCAUGGAUAGGAUAAAUAAAAAUCGUCAUAUAUUCAAAGUCAAAAAAUACAGUCGAAAAAUAGACUAGUCGAUCUGUCGUCAAACUUUUUAAUUUCUUUGGUUUUAAUUUGGCCCGGUUACAAAGUUAGCAUUGCUUGUUAACCUUGAACCAAAUAUUUUCGAAGCUACGAUACAGAUGCCAUAUCUGCAUAGGCGAAUAGACGCAACGAAUUUCCGCUGCGUGUACGAUACUUCUAAAGUCUAUGAUUAAUUACAUGCGACAUGCAAGGAUAAAGGAAGAGGAAGUUUGCACGGAACGAGGAUGGAGGGAAUACGCGGGAGAAAAUAAUGUAUUCAAAGAUCGAUGGAAUUUAUGGUGGCGAUCCGGUGGUUUUCCUUUUACCCAAUUUAAACCAUUAUUUCCUUGGCAGUUCGUUAAUCGAAUACCAAAAGGAAAUUCGAUCUGUAGAAAGGACAAUCUCGUGCGUCAUUUAAAAUGCAUGAAAAAGGGCCACGGCUCGAUUUACGAUUUCAGUCCUGUAGGAUAUAAUUUGCCCUCGGAAUAUACGAAACUCGCGGAAGAUUGUAGUCGUUACGAGAAGGACGAUAGAGUUUGGAUUUGCAAACCGGUCAGCCAAAGCCAAGGAAGAGGAAUAUUUCUUUUCCGUAAAUUAAGCGAUCUCUCGUACAACAAUUCGGCCGUUGUACAAAGAUACAUAGAAAAUCCUCUUCUCAUCGGUGGCUACAAGUUUGACUUACGUCUUUACGUUUGCGUACCUUCUUAUCGUCCCUUGACGAUAUAUCUUUACAAGGAAGGUAUAGCUCGAUUUGCCACCGAGAAAUUUUCCUUGGAACGUUUAGACGAUCCCUUUCGUCAUUUAACGAACUUCUCCUUGAACAAACUAGGCCCAGGAUAUUCGGAGAAAAAAGAACGCAUUGGUGCUGGUUGCAAAUGGACUUUGAGACAACUCAGACGAUACUUCGAGCAGGCUGGAUACUUCGAUUGGUUUCUUUGGCAAAGAAUAGCCUGUCUCGUGAGUUUAACGAUUAUAAGCCAAGCAGCUGGUAUACCAAGCUCUUCUAAUUGUUUCGAAUUCUUUGGCUUUGACGUGUUAAUCGAUGAAAAUUUAAAACCAUGGUUAUUGGAGGUAAAUCUUAGUCCAGCUUUAAGCAAUGAAUGUGAGAUCGAUUCGGAAGUGAAAAAACCAUUAUUACAUGAUUUGUUCGAUUUGUUGGGCCUUCCAGUCUGUAAUACUGGACUAUCGUUGUUUAAAAUCUGGUCUUACGAUCGUGUAGUAAACGAAGAGAACUCGUCUUCCAAACUUUGUGCAAAUCGUUCUACGAAGAAAAAAUCCAAAUUUAAUAGAAACGAUGGCACCAUCAUGAAUCUAUAUUCUGAAACACGUUCUGCCUAUAGGAAAUCGUCCUCAGAAAUGUGUCCGACUUCCUGGUCUCGUUAUAAUCCUUUAUUGAUGGACAAAUGCAUUCGACAUGACUUCAAAGGCAAUAACAUCAACAAUCAUUCAUCAGCUUCAGUAUGGGAUAACGGUAGAGAUUGGAAUGUUCCUUGCGUUCGAGAAGGCGGAUGGGUUCGCAUUUGUCCAUUAACAAGAUUGAAACAUUCCAAAAAUGCUGAAUUUUCACAAACAGAUGCACCGCGUUCCAUUGAAAGAGAAAUCAAAGACACGAUUCUUUGUAUAAACAAGUACUUAAAAGCUGCCAAAGAUAUCCAUCGAGGAAACGAAAAACAAAGAGACGACCAAUAUAAUGCUCUUCUGCAAGCUUCGCUUAAUUUAAAUGCAGAAGUCUGGCUGCCAGAAAAGUAGAACAUAGAUAUUUGUCUUUAUACUUGGUAAGAAAUAUAUAUUUUAUGUUGCAAAUGUACAACACAUUCGUUCAAAGUUAAAUGCAGUUAACUGCUUUUGCCGAUCGAAAUCUUCUCUUGCAUAUGUGUUCAUUAAACUUACAAAAUAUUAAGUAUACUUCAAUCUUGAAACUUCUAAUGUGUCUUUUAAAUUAAAAUCUUGAUCGAUCUUAUAAUCCUGUCAAUUAUAUCUUAACUAUUUUUACAUAGAUAUAUGUAUGCAGUCGUAUUGCGCAAUGGUGGAACAUUAAAUAAAUGUUCUACGUUUCACCAAAAAACUUUUAGUUUAUUUGGAUAUUUUUUAAAAAUGUACAUUAAUUCACUCCCUUUGCUGCUAACCUCUUGUCACGUUCUUCCGCGAUGGAAAGCUUGACACCCUUGUCUCUUGGUAAACUUAUAUAUGCCUUUAGACCUUUUCCAAUAAUGAAUACGUUAUUCAACCUAUGUAAAUCAUUCGUACUUAGAAAUUGUUCGUAUGAAAUAAGUAAAUGGUGAUAAAUUUAUACCCAUUGUUGGUAAUAUAAAAGAAAUUAAUUUCAUAAAACAUUAAUUUACAUUGACAUACCUAGUGGCAAAAGUAUGUCCUUGAGAGUCCUUAAUAUGACAAAUAUCAAACGAACCAGGAUGACGUUCACGACUAACGACUGUUCCGACACGACCUAAAUUCCUUCCGCCGGUGAUCAUACACAAA